Molecule: messenger RNA, 1191 nt
Organism: Tribolium madens (black flour beetle)
Lineage: Eukaryota; Metazoa; Arthropoda; Insecta; Coleoptera; Tenebrionidae
Product: lipase 1-like
Exons: 4
Biological process (GO): lipid metabolic process
Molecular function (GO): hydrolase activity, acting on ester bonds
Source: RefSeq, a predicted model, not a curated record
AUGUUUAUCCUGACUUUUCCAAUUAUUUUCCUUUCGACAAUUAUAAAAAAUUCUUUAACAGAAAAUGUGUUAAAAACUCUCCCUCCUUCGUUACAAGAUGAAGUCAAUUUAACCACUCCGCAAAUAAUCACAAAAUACAAUUACUCGUCUGAAAUUCACAAUGUUGUUACCGAAGAUGGUUACAUCUUAGCCCUCCAUCGCAUACUCCCCCAAAAACCCUACAAGGGCUCAGUUCUGGUGAUGCAUGGAAUUUUAGCAUCUUCAGCUGAUUGGAUCAUAACAGGGCCUCAUCACGGCCUUGGUUAUCUUUUAUCAGAUGAGGGUUACGACGUAUGGUUGGGAAAUGCCCGAGGAAACCGUUAUUCCAAAAACCAUACAAUGUUGGAUCCCAAAUCGAAAAAGUUUUGGGACUUUUCUUGGCACGAAAUCGGUUUAUAUGACAUACCGGCAAUGAUCGACCAUAUACUUGAGGUUACAAACCAAAAGAAGAUUUUCCACAUAGCACACUCUCAAGGGACUACUACUUUUUAUGUCAUGUGUUCACUCAAACCGGAAUACAACGAAAAAAUUCGGGCACAUUUUAGUCUAGCACCUGUUGCGUUUGUAAGUCACAUGUUUAGCCCGAUUUUUCAUGCGAUUGCAGCCGCUGAUGUAGUAUUUGAGGAAAUGGCUACUUUCAUUAAUUUGAAUGAAAUUAUGCCUGAGGGGGGACUUGUCAGUAAGUUAGGACAGAAACUUUGUGGAAUAAAUACUCUAACGAAGAUUUUAUGCAGUAACACGCUUUUUGCAAUUUGUGGUUUUGAUUGCAAGCAAUUGAAUGCAACACUGCUUCCAUUAUUUUUAGCUCAUGUCCCUGCAGGUUGUUCGUCGAAACAGUUGUUACAUUAUGCACAAGAAAUUAACUCUGGCCAUUUUCGUCAAUACGAUUACGGUUUUUGGACAAAUUUGAAACGUUAUCACUCACUUAAACCGCCAGAUUAUGACUUAAGUCAAAUUUCUGCUCCUUUAUACUUUUUCUAUAGUAAAAAUGAUUGGAUUUCAUCGGCUUGGGAUGUCGGAAUUUUUGCUAAAAAACUUAAAAAUUUAAAAGGCAAAUUUCUAAUUUCCUAUGACAAUUUUAACCACAUGGACUAUUUGUUUGGAAUUGACGCUCCAAAAUACGUUUAUAACAAAAUUAUAAGUUUAAUGACA